UUUCUUCACUUAACCACUCUCUGCUGCAUGACAUCUCUUCACAAUCUGCUAUUGUCACAACACUACUGUUCAACCUUCUGGUAUUCUAUAUAUAAGAAGCAACUUUCACCAUUCCAACUCACUUCACUUGCAAACUUAAUGUUUCAGAUGGCUAAGUACUUGGCUUUCCUUUUUCUCAUGCUUAAGCUUGCAACCACAUUUGCAUCCCAACUCAACUCUUUGAAUGAGACGUGUCUUGGUGACGGUGGUUUCGACUUGCAAAUUGAUAUAUACAUAAAUAGCUGUCCAGAGGCUGAAGCCAUCAUCUUUUCUGGAGUUGAAAAUGCUGUUUCCCAAGAUUCGAGGAUGGCGGCUUCGCUGCUUCGUCUUCAUUUCCAUGAUUGCUUUGUUAAUGGUUGUGAUGCUUCAGUGUUAUUAGAUGACACUGGGAACUUUGUUGGAGAAAAAACAGCACCACCUAAUCUGAAUUCAUUGAGGGGGUUUGAAGUGAUUGAUUCAAUAAAAUCUGAACUUGAAUCUGUUUGUCCUGAGACCGUCUCUUGCGCUGAUAUUCUGGCAGUUGCUGCUAGAGACUCGGUUGUUCUAUCUGGUGGUCCAAGUUGGGAAGUGCAAAUGGGUAGGAGGGACAGUUUGAGCGCUAGCAAAGCAGCUGCAACUAACAACAUCCCAGCUCCAAAUUCAACAGUGGCAAAUCUUGUGGCCAAGUUCCAGAAUGUUGGCCUUACACUCAAUGACAUGGUUGCGCUUUCUGGUGCACACACAAUGGGAAAGGCUCGAUGCUCAACUUUCAGCUCUAGGCUACAGAAUCUCAGCAACUCAAAUGGUCCAGAUGUUAAUGUGGAUUUCCUUCAAUCUCUGCAGCAGCUGUGUUCGGAACCUGGCAGUAACACAGCACUCGCACAUCUUGAUCUAGUGACCCCAGCAACAUUCGAUAACCAGUACUAUAUUAACCUUCUUUCUGGGGAGGGAUUGCUUCCAUCUGAUCAAGCUCUUGUUACAGGCAAUGAUCAAACUCGCGAAAUUGUUGAAUCCUAUGUUGAAGACCCAUUUAUCUUCUUUGAAGACUUCAAGAACUCCAUGUUGAAAAUGGGGAGAUUGGCACCUCUUACUGGGGAAAAUGGUGAAAUUCGUAGUAACUGCCGUGUUGUUUAUUGACCUCUAGCUUAAUAACUCACCUAUGACAUAAAAGCAUCGCUUUG
Molecule: messenger RNA, 1199 nt
Organism: Pistacia vera
Lineage: Eukaryota; Viridiplantae; Streptophyta; Magnoliopsida; Sapindales; Anacardiaceae
Product: peroxidase 40
Exons: 4
Coding region: 28-1155 (375 amino acids)
Biological process (GO): response to oxidative stress; hydrogen peroxide catabolic process
Molecular function (GO): heme binding; peroxidase activity
Source: RefSeq, a predicted model, not a curated record